GCGUGCGCACUGAAUCCGGGUCAGCUGCUGCCGCCGGGACUGCAGCUGCCACCGGCCGGGAAGCGCUGGGCCCCGUCUCCACCGCCGACCAAGGGCAGCGGGCUCUGCCCGCCGCCGCUUUCUGCGACCUGGCCGUCAGCCCCACGUCGCCGGCCUGGAGGGGCAAAGAGGACGAGGGGGCCGCGGCUUCCUCCGGGGACCUCGGCUGCCUGGACUGCCAGGAGCUGGAAGUUGACAUUGAAUCCAGGCUGAGGAUGGAAGGUGUGGAGCUGAAAGAAGAAUGGCAGGAUGAAGAUUUUCCAAUACCUUUACCAGAAGAUGACAGUAUUGAAGCAGAUAUACUGGAUGUAACUGGUCCAGACAGCCAACCUGACUCAUUAGAAGUUAAUGGAAAUAAAGUACGUAAGAAACUAAUGGCCCCAGACAUCAGCCUGACCCUGGAUCCUAGUGAAGGCUCUGUGUGGUCGGAUGAUUUGGACGAAGGCGGGGAGGUUGAUCUGGAAGGCUUAGACACCCCAUCAGAGAACAGUGAUGAAUUUGAGUGGGAAGAUGAUCUUCCCAAACCCAAAACUACUGAAGUCAUUAGGAAAGGCUCAGUUACUGAAUACACAGCCACAGAAGAAAAAGAAGAUGGACGCCGCUGGCGCAUGUUCAGAAUUGGAGAACAGGACCACAGGGUGGAUAUGAAGGCAAUCGAACCCUACAAAAAGGUUAUUAGCCAUGGAGGCUAUUAUGGGGAUGGUUUAAAUGCCAUUGUUGUAUUUGCUGUCUGUUUUAUGCCUGAAAGUGGCCAGCCUAACUAUAGAUAUCUGAUGGACAAUCUCUUCAAAUAUGUUAUUGGCACUUUAGAGCUGUUGGUAGCAGAGAACUACAUGAUCAUUUACUUAAACGGUGCAACCACUCGAAGGAAAAUGCCCAGUCUGGGAUGGCUGAGGAGAUGCUACCAGCAGAUUGACAGACGAUUACGGAAAAACCUUAAGUCUCUAAUCAUUGUCCACCCCUCUUGGUUUAUCCGAACACUUCUGGCUGUGACAAGACCGUUUAUCAGUUCAAAAUUCAGUCAGAAAAUUAGAUACGUCUUUAAUUUGGCGGAACUGGCGGAGCUCGUGCCCAUGGAGUAUGUUGGCAUACCAGAGUGCAUCAAACAGUAUGAAGAAGAAAAGUUUAAAAAGAGACAAAAAAGAAUUGAUCAAGAGCUUAAUGGCAAACAGGAACCUCCAGCCAGUGAGCAGUAGGUCAGCGUCCUGUCCGGAUGAGACAAAGAGCGCCAGGGAGGCGGGGCUCUUGUGCUCAGUGUGCAUUCAUGGCUCGAGUUUUUACAUAAUCUGUUACAAAAUUUACUUGACUCCUUUCCAAAUGGACUCUUGUACAAGGGACUGUUCACUGCUGUAAUGGUUGGCAAUUCUUGAAUUUAGCUCUUUAAUGACUAAUUAUAUUGUAAUCAUUUUAUAUUGCUAAAUAGCAGAGAACUACACUUUAUAUAAAGCAAUUUUUGCAUUUGUUUAUUUGAUGCAUCUUCAGUAAAAUAUUUAUAUACAUAAAUGACAAAGGAAAGAAAUAAUAUAUAUUUUUUAUGUUGGGGGCAAUAUUUUUUAGUGUGUACCUAUCUCAUGGAAGAAUAUACACACUUUUAAAUGUAAAGUGCAUGUAAGACUUGUUUUUGUAAAUGGUUGGACACAUUUCCUGGGUAACUGAGGCUGAGUUUUCCUCAAGCAAGGACAGUUAAGCUGACGCGGAGUACCCAGGGUCAUGCCCACAAUCUAGUCAGUAGUAGCAGCCCGAGCUUCUCACUGGAAAGCACACUGCUUCUUAAUGUGGUGGAAGUGCAGGCAAGUGAGCGGCUUGCUUUCCUCUCUAAAGACGUGUUAGAACCAGAACCAGAGAUUUUGAGAAGCUAGUAGUUAGGGUUUGUAUAUAUGUAUAUAAGGGACAUUUUAUUUUACCCAAAGUCGGAACUGUUAAAAAAAAGAGAGAGAAAGGAAGGGAGGAAACUCUUAAGAUGUGUUCACUAAUGUGAAGUGAGCUGUGUCCGUGUGUGUGAAGCUGUGAGGUGUUGCAGAGCUGUGGUGAGUGUUCAUGGUCAGCUGCAUCUGGAGAGCAGAUGGGCUGGUAUUGAAAUGCUCUCACAGGCACUUUACCAGAGUACUUCCUCAUCAGUUAUCUGACACAGUGCUAUUUGACCUAAGCACAUAGGUGUGCACGUAGCUGUGGGGUGGCAUGACAGUGUUUGCUGUACAUGGGUCGAUGCUGUAAGUAGCACCGCUGCUCUGCGCUCAGGAUGACAUUUAUUGUACGUAUGUCAUGUGGUUAAGUGCUUUGACUGAACAUUGAAAUAAAAUGUAUUUGUGCCUCCAAACAGGGUUUAAUUACCUACAAAAUCAUUCUAAACAACUUCUAGUCUUGUGUCAUGAACUUGCCUGGCAUAUACAUACUUAGUUUAUGUAUCAGCUUCAUACCACGCAGCCCUUCCUGUAAGCUGUUUACAAGAGUGACCUAGCAAAGCAAAAUUGAAUCAGGUAUGAUCUAAACUUAGAAGAUUAUUCCCUCCCGUACUGAACAUGUGACCUUCCUUAGUGUCAGUUUUUAGUGUUACGCUUGUAUUGCAAAAGGGAACUUUUCUUUAUUUCUUUGUCCUUUGCAGGCAUAAAUUUGACCUGCUAAGUUAAAACCAGUUACAGUCAAGCUGGAGGACUCUGGGUAAAACAUCCUCACAACCUCCCAGCUUGGAUCCAGCUCUCCACGCAGAUCCUGUAUUAGUGUCAUUGUAGUAAAUUGAGCCCAAACCAUUUUAUUUGUGUCGGUGAGGGAAACUUUAAGAGUACUGUGUAGAGUCAGGCGUGGUGGCAUCCCUUGUUAAUCCCAGCCCUUAGGAAGCAGAGGUUGACAGGACUCAGAGUUUAAGGCCAGCCUGGGCCAUAGAGCUCUGUAGUCAUCCUUCUGACUUAGCCCAAGAAUCACGCAGAGCUUGUAGAAUGUCUCAUCUGUUCACUUCAGAGUAGACUGAGCUUUGUCUGCUUUUCCACAGUAAGUGCUUGUAUCUUCAGUUUCAAAAUACAGACAGUGGCUACAGCUUUUUUCAGAAGUGAUUUUUUUUUUUCAAUUUUUAAGAAGUAGCCCAUAUUCAGUUAGAACAUUUAAGUUCAAGAGGGACUGGAGAGCUGGCCCAGUGAUUGUAAGAACACUUCCAGGCUUAGUUCCCAACACCCAUAGCAGGCAGUUCAUGUUCACCCGUAACUCCAGCUGCUGGGGAUUCGAUGCACUCUCUGGCCUCUGGGCACCUGCAUACCAUGGUCACACACACACACACACACACACACACACACACACACACACACAAAACUCAAUCUUUUUAAAAUGAAUAAAAUUCAGAAGGGACAGCCGAGUAUCAUGGCAUAUGCCUUGAAUCCCAGCAUUAGAAUCUGAGACAGGACAUUCUAAGUUUGCGGCCAUCUAGGCUACAUAGCAAGCCCUCAACUCAAGGAAUAAAAGGGAACAGCACUAACGCUUGAAUUAUGGGGAAAACUGCUUUAACCUGCACUCGAAUGGCAUGUGGUGCAGGGAUGCACCCACCCUAAAUGUAAAUGCCUAUGAGACUGGGUUGCUAACUAGUCCGCUAGAGGAAGAGCCAUAGUCAGUUGCUUUUUAAUUGGUAACAGUAGAACAUCCUCCUCCAUUACUGAUUGAGGUGCAAGUGCAUAGAGUAAUUCUUUGACUUUGUGCUGGGGUCAUGGAUAAACUUAACAGGUUUAAUUAUGUUUUUAUUGCCGUCUUUGUUACACUUUGGCUCUGAUUGCUCCUUUUUUAUCCAAAGUUUUCCUUAGAAGAUAAUGUAAUUCUGUGUUCAGGUUGAUUGUGUGCCUGAAAAAGCACCAAGGGAAGCUGUGAUGUCCUUGCAUAUUGAAGCCUUUAACUGGAAGAGGCAAGAAGUGUGCUGAGCAGAGUUAGAAGAUAAAUGAGAAAAAAGGCCAUUAUAAAUAAAGACUUGGUUAUUAGCUACAUGCCACCAAAAGUGUCCCUCUUAAGGGAAGUACUCUGUAUGGCAGCGGGUGGUUCCAUUUCCUGUACCCACAAGGAAAAGUAGAGGUCACAUAAGGUGUGGCUUGAAAAGGAACUGCUGAUGGCAUUUGUGAUGACAAUCUUGUUCUUUGUUUCAGAUAGAAGUGGGUCUGACAGUGGCAUAGUAGCUACAGUGUCCAAGCUGAGAUGCUUACUGCCUUUCACAGUUGGUAAACAUUAAUGUUGGCUUCUGUGCCAAGUGUCACAAUUUAGUGUCACCAGCUCCUUGACAGUAUUCUUCCAGAGGACUUAAGUCACCUCACUGCAGCCAUUUAUGUGAGUGCUCAGGGAAUUUGAAGAGGCAAUCUCAUGUAGAAGUGUUCAUUCUUUGCAGUGAACUAUUCAGUUGAGAAUUAGCACUAGGAUACUUUAGUAGAGCAGGCCAGUUUCUUGAUAGAAUUGGUAGAUCUGUAUGAGAGGUGGCAGUGGCUUUGGCCUUCCUUUUCCUGUGUUAUAAGUAGAAAAUUGUUUGCCAAGUGGUGGUGGUGCAGGCCUUAAAUGCCAGCAGUCUGGGAGGGCAGGAGGCAGGCAGAUCUCUUAGUUCAAGACCAGCCUGGUCCUCGGAGCAAGUUCCAGGACAUCCAGGGCUACAUAGAAAAACCCUGUCUCAAAAAGACAAAAAGGGGGGCGGGGGUAGAAAAUUGUUGACAGUGUUAGAUGAGAUUUGCAGAGACAGUUGACUGCAGAGGCAGCCACCCUGUCUGCUUGAGUUUUGUCCUCUGUGUCUCCCUCCACUCUCCCCUUGCCCCCCCACCCCCGGUUUUAUUUAGAUAUUUCAGAAAUGGAUCUAUCAAAUCUCAGAGGGCUGAAAUAGGAGGAGUCUGAAUACUUCCAGGCUAAUACUUGUGCUAGUGAGUUUAUCUUGUUCUAGGGAAUGGGAAUUGUGUAGUGGGAGUUGCUAAGACCAUGAAGAACUGGGGCAGCAGCAGCAGGGCAUUGUCUGCCCAGUGUUCUAAGCUAGUACAAAAUGACCUGUCGGAGGAGCCCUUCACUUUCAGCUCCUCUUCUGAGAUUCUCAGUGAAUUCAGAAUCAGGUCAGCAGAAGCCAAAUAAUGGAGCUUUAAAGCCCUGAACAGUAACAGAAACAAAACAGUGUGGAACAGUAAGGGGUGACUACAAUUUGAAUAGGACAUUUUAUUGCAAUUAUAAAUAAUAUGUACAUGCUUGUGGAACCAAAUUUAAAAUGCUAUGAGAAACUCACAUACAGCUCUUGAAAUAAGUACUAGAUAAAAACCACCAGUUUUCAGGCCAAGCCUGAUGGCAUGUGCCUGUGAGGCCAGUACUCUGGAGGCUAAUGGGGGAGGAUUGGGAGUUUGGGGCCAGCCCAGAUUACUUAGCAAGUUCCGGGACAACCUAGUGGGUGUACACAAUGAGACCUGUCCUGGGAGUAGGAUGGGGUGGGGUGGAGCAACAUUUAGUGCAUUCAGAUUAGUAAAAACUGAUACUAAGGUAUUUGCUUCAGAUAGCUGACUCCUACAGUAGUUUAAAACUUUGGGAUUUGAAGUUUUUAUAUAUUUGUAUAUCCAAUUUGACAAGAACUUGAUAAUUGUCAGCUACUCCAUUGGACCUUUGUAUACAGACUUGCAAAAGGUUAAUGUCCUCCUAAGAAUUGUUUCAUUGUUUACUUACAGAAACCUAACUAGUAAAUGUUGAUGUUCAGGGCUGCUGGCUUUCACAGCCUUGGGGUGCUGUUCUCACACACACACACACACACACACACACACACACACACACAAUUCAGAGUUCAUCAGACACUAUUGCACUUUGAUUCAUACUUCAAAAGUAUUUUAUUACAAGCUCACAUGCUGUCAUUUAGACAAAAUUAACUCGCUGUGACCUUUUUUGCUGUUCUUAGAUUGUAUUUAACUAGUCUAGUACUGUCAUUUCAGUGAGAAUUCAGUUUGAUUGUCUGCAGGAUACAGGUUGUAGUUCUGGUCAAUGAGCAGCCCCUGAUCAGCAAAAUGUGCUGUUUUCUCUUCUUUUGACUUGUUAUGAAUACAGUGGUGUGUCCUAAUUUGUUGCACAUAUUACUACAACAUUAAUGCAUUUUAAUAAACUAGUUGGAAUAUA
This is a messenger RNA of Peromyscus eremicus (cactus mouse), 6126 nucleotides long. RefSeq names its product BCL2 interacting protein 2 (gene Bnip2). The coding region runs from base 255 to 1235 and encodes 326 amino acids. Gene Ontology annotation, biological process: apoptotic process. Gene Ontology annotation, cellular component: cytoplasm. Lineage: Eukaryota; Metazoa; Chordata; Mammalia; Rodentia; Cricetidae. The record is from RefSeq and is a predicted model, not a curated record. The transcript is spliced from 12 exons.